This is a messenger RNA of Saccostrea echinata, 5227 nucleotides long. RefSeq lists its product as uncharacterized. Lineage: Eukaryota; Metazoa; Mollusca; Bivalvia; Ostreida; Ostreidae. The record is from RefSeq and is a predicted model, not a curated record. Gene Ontology annotation, biological process: cell fate specification; regulation of gene expression; smoothened signaling pathway. The transcript is spliced from 24 exons. Bases 1 to 5052 code for a protein of 1683 amino acids. Gene Ontology annotation, molecular function: patched binding; calcium ion binding.
AUGUGCAGAGAUAAUUUAAUUAAAGUAUCCUUAGUCUCUGUAAACUCUGGAAGUGAAUGGAGGAUAGGAGACGUAGUUGUGGGUAGUGCAUCCCUCAGAUGUCAACUCAAGUUCACAAAAGCGGGGGAUGGAGUCCUUGGAAAAAUUGUAUAUAUUGAGGAAAAAAGAAAAGGACUCUUGUAUAUUACGGUAGAAAAUGCAAGCCCAUUGGAUAUACUAGAAGAGGCUGACUUAUCUGUUCAUGUGAGACACCGCUCAAAAAGAAGCAACACGAAUUUUCUGUCGAACAUUUUGGAUAGCAUCAACUGGGAAGAAAGAACAAAUACAACGGUUGAAUUAAACCCAGAAAGAAAGCCUUUCUCUCUGCUGAAAAUGGCCGAUAACCCAGAACCGGAAGUUCUGGUAUUUAAUUCAGGAAGCCAGAAUCAAAGUUCAACAGGGGCAGAGUUCAAUUUUACGUGUUCUACUUGUUUUGGAAAGAUUGAUUUAUCAUACCAUUUAGAAAUGAGAAUAAGAAGAGACCAAACAACCAACAAACCUAUUAUAAAGUCCUACCUUUCUCAGAUAGAAGGCACAGCUACAAAUUACUAUCAGUUUACAAUUGAAUCUCAGAGAGAACUGACUCUCAAGUUAGAAAGGAAAAUUAUGGAUACAGCUCCUACUUUUCUUCAUCCGAUACAGCUAGCAACAUUUAAAAGAUUUCCCACAAUACAUCUGGCUAUCAGCGUCCAAUCCAUUACUAAUCUGUCUGCGGAUGUAAUAUCAAUGUCUUCACAGGAGAUAAAGGUCGACGACUCCUUCCAAACAUCGGGAAAAUUUGUCGUAUCCAAUCAGCACAGUCAACACAAUGGUCCACCAACAAAUCAUCUCACGACAUCUGAUUGGCAGAUACAACACAGCCCACAUGACGGAGUACUAUCCAAUGAUUCAUUUUCUAUCCAUAUCAAUCUUUCUCAGGAGAUUUUCAUAAAACCCUAUAUUGAAUGGAGAGAGCGAGAUAUUCUAUUAGAUUUUGGAUCACCUUUUAGCGUAAGAUUAAAUCAAAAUCUGGAUGUGAUAUCAUCAGUUUCCGAUGUAUCUCUGUGUACAGAUAUGACAGCUCAGACUACAAGUGUGUUCUUCACAGGAAAGAAUUCUUUGGUGGUAGAUGCAUUUGGGAUUCCAAUAUGGGGAGACAUUUCAACUUUAUCUAAAGCUCAAGUGACGAAUUCCUCUUUGAUUCAGCAAAAUUUAUUCAAUAAAUGUCGUGCGCAUUGCUUUGGAAGUCAACAAAUAUCUACGACGACGAUAAGCGCUUGUGGUUCAACAGAUGACGUAGUACUCCGAAAUUCGUCAUCAUUUUCUUCUUUGCGAAAGUUAUUUGGGGAUUCUAUCUUAUUCCUGUCGGAAGAGUCCAGCGAAUCGUCGUGGUGUGGAUAUCCGGGAAAUCCUUGUACCGACUGUGCGGACUAUUUUCAAGAUGAUAACAUCUGCUCCGAUAGAUACGUCACACCUACACUUGCAGAAGUUUUAACAAAAUUAUCAAAACUGGUUGCCGCUGAAUGGCCGGACAGAAAGCUUUUGAUUUUGGAAGCUUGGGACGAACCUACAUCCGCACAUCCGGAUGGAAGCCAUGGUAAUCUGUCAUUGUUUUACACUGGGAGAGCAGCUAGAGUUGCCCUUAGCAAAACCCUUUCCAGUAAAGAACCUGAGACUAAUGAAGAUAUUUUCCAAAGAUUCAAGGAAUUAAUUCAAUGUUCCGAUGUCGAUUUUUUCGAAAUAUUCACCAGAAAUUCCAUAGUUGACAUGUGCAUUUCUGAUGAUUCGGCGUCUUUAUUUACAAACCAGGACAAAAAGAGAAAGAAAAGAGCAGUGAAAUCAAACAACAUCGCUCAAGUCAACACCUGGAGAGAGGAAAAAGACAAAUAUGAUGAUCAUUUAUUUAGUCUGGUAAGUGCAAAGACUCUAGGAUCUACUUCAAAGGACUUCUUUGGUAGUGGGAAAUAUUACCCACAGGGUAAAACUGCACAAGAUGUAUGUGGAGAAGCAGAUGAUAUAUAUAGCAUAGAAAACCUAGAACAGAUGCAACGAUUAGUUCAGUAUCCACUACAGAACGUUGAGUUUGAACCAGAGGGAGCAAAGACGUCAUCUUGUGGAGCGUUGACCCGGGAAUGUAAUCAGUGUAAAGAUUAUAAGGACGUUGAUAAUCCCUGGGAUUGGUGCUUGACUCGGACCAUGAAUACUAGAGCUGUCACGAGAUUACGGAGGCUAGUAAAGUUGAUAGAAGAUGAAACACAGAGAUCCUCACUUGGAAUGACAGACGAAGAACUCGGUGUUUGUCGAUCCGGAGUGGUGCUGUUUCAGGAUCUUCAAAAGUGUAAAGAACUGAUGCCAAGCUCAACCUCCGACAAAGAAACUAAAUGUUACAACUGCAUAAAAGAUACCCGUUGCUGCUAUCUCAAUGACAAAAUAGGUUGCAUGAAAAACGAUUGUUCUGGAGACCAAAGUGCCAGUGUGUGGACUCCAAUUACAUGUCAAGAACAAAAUCCAUUCGCUCCUGGUGUUACUAUCCCUUCAAAUCCAGCUUGUAAUCAAGGUGACGAUUCGAAAAUGAUUCUCUACGGAAAUGUAUGCUCAGGCGAUCCUUGUCAAUUCUUCACUGGAAAAGAAUAUCAUUUACUACUCAAAGUAAUAAUGAUAUUCGAAGUUUGUUCUGGGAAAUGGGAUCAGGCUACAAUGGAUUCAGACAUUCAGAACCUGAAUGUCAGAGACGGGAAUCUGAUGACGUUCUUGUCUUCAUGUAUGGGCAGUGAUAAUACUAUCCUCAAAAUUCACAACCCAAUUCCUAAUGAUCCAACUAUUGGAAUCGGGUACAGUCUUCGUGAAGCAAAAGAUUCGACAGAAAAGAAAGAUUUUCUAUUGGAAACAAUCCCAAGCCUGGAUUAUAACAAAAUAAUGAAUGGGGAACAAAGUUUAACAAAAGAACAAGCACUUUUCCUAUACGAUAGAACAAUGAGAAGGCACAUUAUAAGAAGCAUCAACAGUAUCGUUCCUUUUAAAAUAUUCGUACAUUUGGACACGGCUACGAAAAUUGCCAUCAUCAACGCAAGAUAUAGAGGGGAAAUUUCUGGAACUCUUAAAAAGAAGUUUAACACUGCUGUCACCAAUGGUCAGUGGGCAAAUGCGGCAGCCAUUUAUCUCAGCCAUCCAGAAUACAAGACUAAAUACAAAUGCACGACAACCGGCAAAGGAAGUAUAUGCACUAGAAUGAAGUGGAAUGCGGAGCAGUUCCAAAAAGAAGUUUGGAAACCAGUGAAGGUAUCCAAGACUGAUCCGCCGCGAGGAAAGAGAUCAACUGGGACGACCUUGUCAGCUGUUGGGAGAUCAUUGAAAAUAUCAGUAAACACAGGUGUGUCACUGAGCAACAGUAAACUGGCGAAUCUCGCCGUUCUCGCGGGAUUUGAUCACGUGACAAAGGAAUCCGAUCACAUCAUAGUUAGCGUUCGACCAGCUACUGGCGUUAACACUGUCAUAGUGAAUUAUCCAAACCUGAACAUGCAUGAAACAGAACCCCCAGCUAAGGACACAGUAGAAUACGAAAUACCAGCAGAGGCAGAUUAUAGCUUAAUGUAUCCCCUUCUUCUAGAUGGAUUCAAUGAUUCAAUAAAACUCUCAGAUUGUUAUAGAAUAGCCGAUUUAAAAAUUCAGAAAUAUAGGUACUUUAGAUUUGAUGUAAAACUGUUAGAAUGCUUGGAGGAAGCCAGUAGUCAUUAUGAGGGAUGCAUCAAAGUGAUACCUGGUUCUGGAUAUCGUGUAAGGUCAGAUAACAAUAGAAAUAUUGAAUUAAGACAUUCAGAAGAAAAAUGGCGGUUUUCAGUAGGCCAAGCAGUAGAAGUUGGACAAGGAUUGUCACUGAAAGAGUUAUCAAAUCUUGGAUUAACAAUUAUCAGAUCAUGUGUAAAAAAUCUUAUUCCUAAGAGGUUAAUACUAGGUAUUGGGGCUCACUCAGAUAGGUUGUAUGUUGAUAUAAGGGAGUCAACCCCAAAAGAGGAAUUUAUUAAAGUUUGGGAUGCAGGAUUUCCGAAAUUGUACAACGAGCUGAAAGAAAUAGAGACGGGAUUUAAUAAAGGUGGUGCUUUCAUUGAUCCAACGAAUAGAACAAGAGCAUGCCAAACUCCACCCCUAGGAUCCAAAGCAUAUUACAUAAAAUAUUCCAACGAAGAUUCUUGUAAUUCGGAUUCUGGGGUUUCCGCUGUUUGUUUUUCAACUUCCUCUGAUCGCCAGAAGUCAGCUUCUGAUCUUUUUAAACGAUUGAAUGAAGUCACUGGAAACGGGCCGCUAGAUAGGGCGACACUUAGAGAUAAAGUCAACAAAUGUCUGGUGUCAAUGUGUGGUGGUUGCAUCGGAAAAGGAAAAAUAUGGAAGGAAAAGACGAUGGCAUGCUUUGACCUUAUGUCUUAUUUUUUGGACGGAUCCUCCACUCCAUUCCCAGACCUUAGAAACACCGGGGCGUUUUACAAUACAGAAAACUCAAAAUCAGAGGUUCACUCUUUGGCGUGUCAUGACGGAAGUGCAUGUAUCGAAAACGUUCAGCUUCAUUCUUUUCUACAGGAAACAUUAACAACUAAAUACAAACCAAAACCUUCAGAGACGAACGAAGAACUCUUGUACGAUCCCGCUGACAAUCCGUCUCCUUUACUUGAUAUUUUAGAACAGGAAAUGGCAAUGAGGGUUUCCGGAAACGUGUCAGUUUAUAUUGAAAGCAAUGGAGAUGUUUCAAAACUAAAUCACAUACUAAAGAUACUUAUGGUUUAUAACACAAAGGUCUCAAACGUUCUUUUCCAUCUGACAAAAUCAGUGAGGGAGAAUCAGGCAAUGGCAGCUAUUCAACGGAAACUUGAGCGAUGGGCGUUUUCCAUGUGUCCAGAUAGAACACGUGUUGUAGUAGCUCCAUACACUGUUCAGAAAAUAGACCAUGAAAGACACAAGCGAAGUAUUGAUAGAAGCAAAGACAGAAAUGUAGUGAAACAACUGAGAAAUAACUGGGAACUGGAGUGGUUAGCAAAAACGUGAUUCUCUUUGGGGGAUGAAAGCCGUUUGUACAAUUGUGAUUCUAAUAAUUUUCCCGUUUUUUGUUUUGUUUUUUGUUUUGUUUUUUUUCUACGGAAGCCCAUUGAGGCCAGUUCAGAGAAAGAAAUAUUCUUUAUUGCGUUUAAACGCAAUAAUUAUUGCGUUUAAACGCAAAACA